AUGGAUAAAGAAAAAAAUUCUUCAUAUUUGUAUCAAGACACAUUAAAUGAUUUAGGUGAAGAUUUAAAAAAUAUGGAAACUCUUAAAUUAAACCAAAAUAAUAAAAAUGAUAAUUUUGAAGACAAAAAUAACAAAACGGGAGAAACUGAAGAAAAUAAACAUGAGAAAGGAAAUAAAAAAGAUGAGAAUAACAAAGAUGACCAUGUUAAAGAUUCUUUACAGAAAAUAUUAGAAUCAAAUAAAGAUUCUUAUUUUAAAAGUCUAAAUUAUUAUAAAAAGGACUCUAAGUAUAAAAUUAAUCCAAAUAUUCAAUUAGGAGAAAAUGAGGAAUUUGAAAAAUUUAUAAUACAAGAAAAGGUUUAUUUAACAAAUUACGUUCAGUACAUUGAUGUAUACGAAAGUACAACAAACGUAGAAGAAGAUGUUGAAGAAGAUGAAGUUGUAUAUGUGGAAGUCCCAAAAUAUGUAACUAAAUAUAAACCAAAAAUUGUUACUGAUAUAAUUACAAAAACUAUUGAAAUACCUAGUGGUGAAGAAAUUAAACAACCAAAAUAUAAUCCAGUAGAUGUUCCUUACAUAGUACCAAAUAUUGUAGAGAAUGAAAUUUUAGUUGUUUUAAAAAAGAUUAUUCAACCAGAAAUUGAAAUUUCUAAUGAAGUUUUAGAGGUAGAAGUACAAAAAUAUAUUCCUCAUUUGGUACCAGUAAAUGUGUAUGUACCACGUUACUUUGGAAUUUCAGCUAAAACAAAGGGAGUUACAAAAGAAUCUGUUAGAUAUGUUGAUUUAUCACAAGAACAAAUUGAUACAUUAAUGAAGGAAUUAAAUCCUCAUCUAGAUGAAUUAAAAUUAUUUAAUGAAAGUCAACUAAAAAGAAUGGAAGAAUAUGUUAAAGAAUCACAAAUACAAGCAAAAGAACAUAAUUUUGAACCACCCAAACCACAAGUCAUUACUUACGAUGAAAAUGGAAAUUGUCGAAGUUUUGAUUAUUCUGAAUUUGAUAGGAUUAAAGAAACUUACCUUAAAGAGCUGACACAUUAA
Molecule: messenger RNA, 1038 nt
Organism: Plasmodium relictum
Lineage: Eukaryota; Apicomplexa; Aconoidasida; Haemosporida; Plasmodiidae
Product: conserved Plasmodium protein, unknown function
Exons: 1
Coding region: 1-1038 (345 amino acids)
Source: RefSeq, a predicted model, not a curated record